GAAGGAGCAAAGAAGCUCUAAUGUUUAGCUUGUGUACAAUGUGACUGAUUCUUAAUUUGGUACUUCUGUAAAAGGUAUGGAGCCUGGUUACCCUUCAGAGGUGCUACAUGGCAGUGAACAUGAUGACCAUGAUGAGGGUGUCACCUCCUGGGUGUCGGUGUGUCCCAGGGGCCUCUGGAAAAUCCAACAAAAGCGAAAUGGCAGGAGGAGUCAAGAGAUUAUUUCUCCUCCUGGAGAGGAUGCAACAUCCAGUUACAGUCCGAGGUUGGGUUCACUCUGUCAAGUCCGAGUACGACUUAAAGCUUCCGUGGAUGCAGCAAACAGUGAAGUAUCAGAAAAUGGGAAUGAGAAACUUGACCAAUCGCUCACAGGAGUUACGGAUGCAGAAGCCACAGCCUUUCCAAGGUGUCAGGACUCGGUGUUGCAGGUCCCACUGGGUGACUGGAUAACGCUGAGGCUAGGAGAGGGUCAGUGUGACAUCACAGAAACAUGUGUGGAGGGAAUGAGAGCGGGAGAGACAUGUGAGAUACUGAUAUCUCCAGUGGAAAAUGGACCAGAUGAUGAAAACACACCUAUAUGUGCUACGGUUGAACUCAAAGCUUUCACACCUGGCAAGGAAUCCUGGGAGAUGUCCGCUGGUGAUAAAUGGGAUUGGGUGAAGUCACACAAAGAGAGGGGUGGAGUGAAAUUCAGGCUUGGGGAUGUGUGGGGAGCAGCAGACAGCUACAGUCGGGCCCUCAAGCUUCUCAUCACUCUCUGCGGACACAUUAGAGAAGCAGAGAAAAAAGGACAACAGCAAGAGGCAGAGGAGCCCACAGACUCUGGGGAUAAAUCACAGUGCCUUCCCUCAGAGAACGAGUUCAAAACCACCAAAGCAGAGCUCCAUUCAAACCUGUCCCUGUGCCAGCUCAAACUGAACCAACCUGAGCGCGCUAAGGCCAGUGCAGCUAAAGCCACUCAGCUGGAACCAGGUGGCGCCAAAUCCUGGUACCGACUGGGCCAAGCCUGCCAGAUGGUGAACGAGCUGGAGGAGGCCAAGCAGGCAUUUAGGAAACUGCUGGAGCUCCAGCCCGAAUCGUCUGCUGCUUUGAAGGCACUAAAAAACAUAGCAAAUAAAGAGAAGGAGACGAACACACAGUUGGGACUCAGACUCAGCAAAAUGUUCAGCUAAGAAUGGAAUAUUAUCAAUUUAGAGUCCCGUUUCUACGGCCACUGUCUCAGCUCACAAGUAAAGCUGUAAAUGUGUGAACUUGAUGCUUUAUGUGUGAGUUGGUUGAAUGUAACUUAAAAAUAAAAUGUACAUGUCUGAAUCUA
This is a messenger RNA of Labrus mixtus (cuckoo wrasse), 1314 nucleotides long. RefSeq names its product FKBP prolyl isomerase like (gene fkbpl). Gene Ontology annotation, molecular function: protein binding. The transcript has 4 exons. The record is from RefSeq and is a predicted model, not a curated record. The coding region runs from base 77 to 1171 and encodes 364 amino acids. Lineage: Eukaryota; Metazoa; Chordata; Actinopteri; Labriformes; Labridae.